AUGGCGGCGGCUGCGGCGAGUGGCUUCGUGAAUUCAAUUGCAUUGUCGGAAUCGAAAUUGGGGGUGGACAUUGCUGUUUCUUUAUUGGGCUUUAAUCAUUUCUCCAGUUCUAAUCACUUAUCAUCAUCAUCAUCUUCUUCUUCUUCGUUAGCUUGUUUUCCUUCUCGAACUCGAUUCCUAAGCAACGUUUUGAAGGUUAAUCGCGGAAGGAAAUCGUUAAACCCUAGAUGCGAGGCUGUAGAAGGGAUUGGAUCCAGGCCCUCCCCCCUUUCGGCUUUGGAGCUCCUUAAGACAUCUGCCGCCGAUCGGUAUACGAAAGAAAGCAGCAGUCUUAUGGUUAUAGGGAUAAACUUUCGGACUACCCCUAUCGAGAUAAGAGAGAAACUAUCCAUUCCAGAAGCUCAAUGGCCUCAAGCAAUCAGCGAACUGUGUGGCUUAAAUCAUAUAGAUGAAGCUGCUGUUCUCAGCACUUGUAACAGAAUGGAAAUAUAUGUUGUGGCUUUGUCUCAGCAUCGAGGAGUCAAAGAAGUGAUAGAGUGGAUGUCUAAGAGAAGUGGAGUUCCUGUUUCAGAACUUUGCGAGCAUCGCUUUUUGCUGUAUAACAAGGAUGCUACACGGCAUUUGUUUGAAGUAUCUUCUGGCCUUGAUUCACUUGUUCUUGGAGAAGGCCAAAUCCUGGCGCAAGUGAGGCAGGUGGUUAAAUCGGGGGAGGGUGACCCUGGGUUUGGCAGGAAAAUUAGUGGGUUGUUCAAACAUGCUAUUACAGCAGGAAAGAGAGUCAGAACUGAAACAAGUAUCUCAACUGGGUCAGUGUCAGUUAGUUCGGCUGCUGUGGAUCUUGCUCAGGUGAAGCUUCCACAGUUUUCGUAUGCAACUGCCAGAGUGUUGGUUGUUGGAGCUGGUAAAAUGGGGAAACUUGUGAUCAAACACCUCAUUGCCAAAGGUUGCACAAAAAUGGUGGUAGUCAACAGAACUGAGGAUAAGGUGGCAGCCAUUAGGGAAGAGUUUAGGGAUGUCGAGAUAAUAUACAGAUCUUUGGAAGAAAUGUAUACAUGUGCGUCUGAAGCUGAUGUUAUAUUUACUUGUACAGCCUCAGAUGAACCAUUGUUUCUGAAAAAGCAUGUUCAGAUGCUUCCCCCUGUGAGCUCGAAUGUUGGAGGGCAUAGGCUAUUUAUUGACAUAUCUGUUCCUCGAAAUGUGGGAUCAUGUGUCUCAGAUGUAGAUACUGCACAUGUCUAUAAUGUAGAUGAUUUAAAGGAAGUUGUGGCGGCAACCAAAGAGGACAGGUUGCAGAAAGCUUUAGAAGCUCAGUCAAUUAUUUGGGAGGAAGUUACAAAAUUUGAGGCCUGGAAGGAUUCCCUCGAGACUGUUCCAACCAUUAAAAAGCUUAGGGCCUAUGCUGAAAGAAUCCGGGCUGCAGAGCUUGAUAAGUGUAUGUCGAAAAUGGGUGAUAAUAUGUCAAAGAGCCAAAAGAAAGCUAUUUAUGAUCUGAGUAUGGGAAUAAUUAACAAGCUUCUUCAUGGACCGAUGGAGCAUUUGAGGUGUAGCGGCACUGAUAACCGGCCCCUUGGAGAGAUUCUUGAUAACAUGCACGCUCUUAACAGAAUAUUUAGCCUUGAUACAGAGAUUUCUGUUUUGGAAGAGAAGAUACGGAGCAAAAUGGGUAAAGGCCAGAAGUAA
Oldenlandia corymbosa var. corymbosa is the source of this 1680-nucleotide messenger RNA. Lineage: Eukaryota; Viridiplantae; Streptophyta; Magnoliopsida; Gentianales; Rubiaceae. The record is from the annotation of a GenBank genome assembly.